Molecule: messenger RNA, 8017 nt
Organism: Dunckerocampus dactyliophorus (ringed pipefish)
Lineage: Eukaryota; Metazoa; Chordata; Actinopteri; Syngnathiformes; Syngnathidae
Gene: dgkh
Product: diacylglycerol kinase, eta
Exons: 31
Coding region: 136-4050 (1304 amino acids)
Biological process (GO): intracellular signal transduction; lipid phosphorylation; diacylglycerol metabolic process
Molecular function (GO): protein binding; ATP-dependent diacylglycerol kinase activity
Source: RefSeq, a predicted model, not a curated record
GGGAGGAUGGUUGGAAUAGGUUGGGUCCAUUCGGUGCGCGUAUGACCACCGUGCGAGCAACGUCUAGCGCUUAUCUGCCUGGCCGAGCUUGGCGUCUCGUCUCCCCGCAGAGCACCGACAGAGAGAGGCGCCGAUAUGGAGGAUGUCUGCCAUUACACCCGCAGCCCUGCCUGGGAGGAGCUGGAGCCGGAAAAAGGGCCCGGGUCUGUGGCCAGGAUCCAUCCCCAUGUGGUGGGCGCUGUCUCGGUGUCCGGUGCCGCGGAUGAGUCGUCUGACAGCGAGGUGGAGCAGGAGGGACCCCAAAAACUCAUCCGGAAAGUGUCCACCUCAGGACAGAUCAGGAGCAAGACGAGCAUAAAGGAAGGAUUGUUGCUGAAACAGACCAGCUCCUUCCAGAGGUGGAAGAAGCGUUACUUCAAGCUGAGAGGCCGAACUCUCUACUACGCCAAAGACGCCAAGUCGGGCAGCACUCUGGCCCGCUGGCAGGAGCGUGCGCUGCGCCGGGCGUCCCGGAGCCGGGUGUGCUGGCGAGCUCUGUCAGUGUGCUGGACCGGAGCACGGUGCUCCCCCCCACCUCUGGGUGCCAGCGGAUCUGAAGAGGGCCUAGUGAGAAUUCGGUCCCUUAUCUUUGACGAGGUGGACCUGUCGGAUGCCAGUGUUGCUGAGUCCAGUACCAAGAAUGUCAACAACAGCUUCACGGUGAUCACUCCUUUCCGAAGGCUUAUCCUCUGCGCCGAGAACAGGAAAGAGAUGGAGGACUGGAUCAGCUCGCUCAAGUCUGUCCAGUCCAGAGAGCAUUACGAGACGGCUCAAUUUAAUGUGGAACAUUUCUCAGGGAUGCACAACUGGUACGCCUGCUCCCACGCACGGCCCACCUUUUGCAACGUCUGCAAAGAUAGCUUGUCUGGGGUCACAUCUCACGGCCUCUCCUGCGAAGUAUGUAAAUUCAAGGCCCACAAACGCUGCGCUGUUAGAGCCACUAACAACUGCAAAUGGACCACGCUGGCCUCUAUAGGCAAGGACAUCAUUGAGGAUGAGGAUGGGAUUGCUAUGCCUCACCAGUGGCUGGAGGGCAACCUGCCCGUCAGUGCCAAGUGUGCCGUGUGCGAUAAGACAUGCGGCAGCGUGUUGAGGCUGCAGGACUGGCGCUGCCUCUGGUGCAAAGCCAUGGUGCACACAGCCUGCAUGGACUUGUACCCUCGCAAAUGUCCUCUAGGUCAGUGCAAAGUGUCCAUCAUCCCCCCAACGGCUCUCAACAGCAUCGACUCAGAUGGCUUCUGGAAGGCCACCUGUCCCCCGUCCUGCGCCAGUCCGCUCCUGGUCUUUGUCAACUCCAAAAGUGGCGACAACCAAGGAGUGAAGUUCCUGCGGCGCUUCAAGCAGCUGCUCAACCCGGCGCAAGUCUUUGACCUGGUCAACGGCGGCCCGCACCUGGGUCUCCGCCUGUUUCAGAAGUUUGACAACUUCCGAAUCCUGGUGUGUGGCGGUGAUGGCAGCGUGGGCUGGGUGCUGUCAGAGAUCGACAAACUCAACCUACACAAGCAGUGUCAGCUGGGGGUGCUGCCGCUGGGCACGGGCAACGACCUGGCGCGCGUGCUGGGCUGGGGCCCGUCGUGCGACGACGACACGCAGCUACCGCAGAUCCUGGAGAAGCUGGAGCGGGCCAGCACCAAGAUGCUGGACCGCUGGAGCAUCAUGACCUAUGAGAUCAAGAUCCCACCCAAGCACAGCUGCCCGGCAACGCCCGAGGGCACCGAAAGCUGCCAGUUUCACAUUUCCACAUAUGAAGAUUCCGUGGCGGCUCAUCUCACCAAGAUCCUCAAUUCUGAGCAGCACUCUGUGGUUAUCUCCUCCGCCAAAAUCCUGUGUGAAACUGUGAAGGAUUUUGUUGCCAAAGUGGGGAAAGCCUACGAAAAAAGCACAGAGAACGCGGAAGAGUGUGACACCAUGUCUCUAAAGUGUGCCAUCCUCAAUGAGAAACUGGACUCACUCCUCCAAACCCUCAACACAGAAUGCCAGAUUCUGCCUCCCCUACCCCAUUCCACCCCUCCCAUCGUGGAGGAGGAGCAGGAGGAGGAGGAGGUAGAGGAGGCGGGAGAUGGGGAGGGUGAGGAGGCCGCCAGCGAGGAGAGCCUGACGGAGCUGAAGGAGAAGCUGGAGGAGGAGGAGACAGAGAAAGGAAAUGGCAGCGGCAACGGCAACACUUUCCCUGUCUUCAAGAGUCGAGAGCAGAUGAUGUUGAGGGCCAACAGUCUGAAGAAAGCGGUGCGGCAGAUCAUAGAGCAGGCCGAGAGAGUAGUGGACGAGCAAAACACAAACAUGGACGACGCUGAGCUGACGUCACCGCUGGAGUUCCGCAAGGACAGCGAGGAGGAGAACCGGGAAUGUGAGAAGGAUGAGGACACCAAGGAGCUGGAGGCUGUACAGUCCAUCAAGAGUGUGUGUUCCCCCACAGAAAGGCGGGUGAGUCGCAGCACGCAAUCGUACAGUUCCUUCAGCAUCACACCAUUCACCACCAGCAAGGAGAACCUGCCUGUGCUCAACACACGCAUCAUAUGUCCUGGACUGCGGGCAGGUCUGGCAGCUUCCAUAGCAGGAAGUUCUAUCAUUAGCAAGAUGCUGCUGGCCAACAUUGACCCCUUUGGUGCCACCCCCUUCAUUGACCCAGACCUGGACUCACUAGAGGGCUACAUGGAAAAAUGUGUGAUGAACAACUACUUUGGCAUCGGUCUCGAUGCUAAGAUCUCCUUGGAGUUCAACAACAAGCGAGAGGAGCAUCCGGAAAAAUGCAGGAGUCGCACCAAGAACAUGAUGUGGUACGGCGUUCUGGGAACGAAAGAGCUCCUCCAGAGAACCUACAAGAACCUGGAGCAGAAAGUUCAGCUGGAGUGUGACGGCCAGUACAUCCCCCUACCCAGCUUGCAGGGCAUCGCUGUCUUGAACAUUCCCAGCUACGCGGGCGGGACCAACUUCUGGGGCGGCACCAAGGAGGACGACAUUUUCUGCGCUCCAUCCUUUGAUGAUAAGAUCCUGGAGGUGGUGGCUGUGUUUGGCAGCAUGCAGAUGGCAGUUUCAAGGGUCAUCAAGCUGCAACACCACCGCAUAGCGCAGUGCCGGACAGUGAAGAUCACCAUCUUGGGUGACGAGGGCGUUCCUAUCCAGGUGGAUGGUGAGGCAUGGAUCCAGCCGCCAGGAGUCAUCAAGAUCCAGCACAAGAACAGAGCCCAGAUGCUCACCAGAGACAGGGCCUUCGAGAACACGCUCAAGUCGUGGGAGGACAAGCUGAAGUACGACAAGCCACCUCUGCGGCCUCACCUUUAUCCGCAGCAGUCUGUGGACCUGGCUACAGAGGAGGAGGCUGCCGUGGUGCAGAUGUGUGCCCGCGCCGCGGAGGAACUCAUCACUAGGAUAUGUGAGGCUGCAAAGACCAACGGGCUCUUAGAGCAAGAGCUGGCACAUGCUGUAAAUGCCGCAUCGCAUGCCAUCAACAAGACACAUCCCAAGUUCCCUGAGACUCUGUCCAGGAACACAGCCAUAGAGGUGGCCAGCACCGUCAAGGCUCUGUACAACGAGACGGAAUCGCUUCUUGUGGGUCGAGUGUCUCUGCAACUGGACCCACCAGAGGAGGAGCAGCUGUCCAGCGCUCUACAGAGUCUGGAGCUAGAACUAGGCAAACUGGGAGAGAUUCCAUGGCUCUACCAUAUUCUGCAGCCCAACGAUGAGGAGGACCCCUCUCUGGGUUACGGCAAGAGGAACAGUCGCGGCGGCGUCUUUCGCAUAGUGCCCAAGUUCAAGAAGGAGAAGGCAGCCAAGAAGACCAGCCCUCAGUCAGUGGACAGGUGGGGCACAGAGGAGGUGGGCGUCUGGCUGGAGCAGCUGAGUCUGGGGGAGUACCGAGACACUUUCAUCCGACACGACAUCCGAGGCUCGGAGCUGCUGCACCUGGAGAGGAGGGACCUGAAGGAUCUGGGGAUAUCGAAAGUGGGUCAUAUGAAGAGAAUCCUCCAGGGAACUAAGGACCUGGCCAAGGCCUCCAUGGUUGACCUUUAACCCGGAAGGAAGCUUCUCGAGGUGGGGGGUUCGCCUGACAUCACUUGGAGAAGAUGUGGUGAGCCGCUGCAGUGCCAAAGUGACGAGGAAGCAGACGAAAAGUGCCAGAAAGGAUCCAGUUGUUUAUCACAAGAAGCCAUUUUACUACAGUUAAUGUCCAUAUCACACACACACACACACACACACACACACUAAGAGGUAUGCAAGCAACCACAGUGCAGACAGGGGAUUUGCUGUCUGACGAAUUAGUAGCAAAACCAGGACUUCCAUGUACUUGUUCCACUUGAUAUUGUGUUUCUAAAGAAGGAGCUUCAGGAAAGAGAAGCUUCCUGAAGCUUGUGGUGCUUUGUUCCACGCUAUGCUUGCUCAACUUAAAUAUUUCGAGGUUUUGAACUGCAUGAUUUUUAGUGUCUUCAAAGAAGUUAUGUUGUGACGUAAACACUUGGACAAGUUAAGUAUUAAUCGAUGACGACGCCAUUUGUGACUACUGAGACAUGCGAGGGAGCUUUUUAUUUGUUUUUAUUUAUUUUGCUUAGCAUGACGAUGACAUGUCAAGAGAUGUGUCAAGUGCCAUAGUGUUCUUUUUUAGCGUAAACUUGAGCUUUGUAUUGGAGGGUGUGGUAAGAAGCCUUUCAAGCGAUACUGGUGGUGUGUCCAAAUGAAGCCAUCAAAGUGAAUGUUAGACAAAACUCUUUCAUUGCCAUUAAUCAAGGGACAACAAUUAGUAUUUGUCCGCAUAUUUACUCAAAUCCUUUCUAACAGGUGCCAUUCCUCACUGGAAGGUGACGUCGUCUGUUUAAAAAAAUGAAACGUAGCACCUCAACUAGACACCUAGAGAAAGAAAAUAACUGAAGCGAGCACUAGGGGGCAGUAACUACCUUUACUGAAGGCCUUAUUUGGUGUUGCUGUUCUGUAUGAAGAGCACCAACACAGAUUGAGGAACAAAAUUGACCAGACAAUUCUAAUAUGCUCGUAUCAAUCCCGGAUAAGAAGCAGCGUAGAACCUCUGUGUAAGUGAAUACCAAAAAGCCGGGACUGGGAUGUGCAAUUUUCCGUCUUUUAGGGGUAGUAACCUCUUUCAAAUUGUUCAUAAAAGCCUUCUUUUUCCUGGCAUUUUCUCUGUGUUGAUGCUGUUUGUACAGAACAGCAAGGCUUACCCAGCUAUUUUACCACUUCAGGGAGUAGCCCCUUUCAAAUUGACGAUAAAAGACAGAUGUGUCCUGUCAUUUUCCCGUGUCCCUCAUCUGUACAAACCGCACCGACACUGAAUGGGAGGAUGUCAACCCAGCAAUUUUCUGACACUGUAGGUCAUAACAGAGAGGCCCCCUUGUGUUGAAGGCAAUUGUCGCUGUCCUGACAGGUAUUUUACACUUCACAACAGACUUUGGCGUCAUCUAAUUACGUGAUUGCGAAUCGCUGCGUUCCUGUGUGAAAGGGCACACGUACGAGUUAGUGGUUAGUGGUUAGUGGUUAGUGGGGUUAGUGGUUGUGAUUUGAUUGAUUUUGAGGAAUGCCUGUGUGAGUAGCUUAUUGCUCCAUAUGUUGUGGGAGACAUCUUUACUGCAACACGCGCCACCUCCACAGCACACAAGGUAUCUGUAAAGCUGAAGUUGACGGUGUCGUCCAACACUGUCCUCAACAGAAUGAGAAUUUUUUUUUUAAUCAUAUGGCCAAUUACAGGCCUCUCCCCUAAUUGACGCCAGGCACUCUCAGUUAAGUAAAUAAAUGCUGGCCAUGACCACUAUAUGCGGAAAUAUAUUUUUUUAAGAAACAUUUUGCAGUAUUCAUGUGCAAGUCCGCAUUUCAUGGCGGUAAGACUUCUCUGGCAAAUGCCGACACUACAGUACUGUAUGUAAACAAUAAUGACUUAAACUUAGCCAGUGUGGGCAUGCGGCUUGGUUUUGUUCUUUCUUUCGCCUGUUCUAAAUAUUGCUCCCGGUGGCAUUACAGGGUUUGUUAUUUCUAUAUCUUGAUGCUGAAGUUUGUAUGUGUAUCCAUAUCUAUAUGCACUGUCUGUACAGUAUAGCAGUGUAUGCAAACACUAAGUGUUAAGUGGCAUGCAUGCGGUGUAACGCAUUGGACAGCGUGACUUUGUACACUGAUGAUAACAAUGCUGUCGUCAUGGACUGAUGGUGCAAUAUUUGACCUCUUGUUUUUAUAUCUACACUCACUCUCUGGGGAAAUUGUGUUUUUUUUAAAUAUUUUUUGGAAUUAGACUGUGCACACAGACUGCUUCCCCUCCCCCACAUGUUUCUUCCAGAGGUGCUUCCAUGAUGAUCCACUAAAAUAGGAUUGUGUCAGUGAAUAAGAGUGGGCCGGCAGUCAUCCCUUGCAUAGUUGUUUUUCCGGCUUCUGAGGUAGUAGCACCUUUCAUAUUGCUAGUAAACUGUGCAUAGUAGUUUGGAUCUCAACAUGGGCCAUCUAUUUCUUCAAUUUAAAUCCCUUUCACACCAAUAUUUCCAGGAGUUUUUAUUACCAGGAGCUUUGUCCGCACAAAUUUCACCAUGCAUUGCUAAUUUUGCCCCAAAUCAGUUGGAAUUGUGAUGCAUUUCUAGCCAAAGACUAAAUUCUGCAUGACAGUUUGAGCAUUGCUAUGGUUAUAGUUUUGCACAGGAAUUUUAAAAUACCAUUUGUACGUCCAUAGUAACUGUCCCUCUUUCAAGGGUUUCUCAUCCUUAGUUUCAAGGCAUGCCUGGAAGCUGCUACUUUUGUGUUUUUGUUCCCUCCCCCUAAUGGUCUGUAUAUAAGGCUGCAAACUGCCUGUUUUUUCCCCCAAAAAACCCCAAAAAACCAUGCAAAAAAACAAACAAAUCAACACACAUUGGGGGUGUUCUGCGAAGCGAGUUUAGUGGGUUCGCGAGCUGUGUUGAGUGGUAAGCCGGACUUGCCUGUUGCACAAAGGUAGCUCUCUUUUAAAGCAGCUGUAUCACCAUGAUAACUAAGAUAAACUCAUAACCUGGUACCCACCCAGGUUAUGGCAAGGCUUUCAUCUUAAAAUCGGCUAUGAAAGUGCCGCUGUUUCAUUGUUUAACUAAUUCGGUGAUGGCGUCCUGAGGAGAUGUGGAAAAUGAAUUGGAAAAAAAAACAUUCCCUGAUGAUAUUAUUCAUCUAUAAGCGAGAUAGCUUUUCAGCCGAGGGAAUACGCUAGAUAUCCCCAGGAGUAAAAUGCAAUAUGAAGUAUUAAUAAUUAGGCCCAUGUUAGCAAACGUAUAUGUCACAGCAGUCCUUGCAUUAGUACUCAGCCUGUUAGUCUUCUUAUAUUACAAUAUUUGCUGGAGGAAUAAGCACUCUGAGGCAUCAAUCAACUGGAAGAAAACGCUUCUUUAUAAUAACAAGGAAGAAAUUGUCAAAUUAAAAUGGUCGCCACAACACGUCAACACUGCCAUCUGCGCCAACACUGCCAUCUAGUGGUCACAACAGGAUACAGCAUUUGAAAACAAAGUACCGUAAAUCUGAUUGCAGAUUUUAGGUUAUGUUGAGCUACAUCUUGAGCACAAAGCCUGUGUUGGUUGAGCCACUUUCGCAGAAUACCCCCAUUUUGGACAUAUUUGCUAACGUGAUGGGAGUUUUAUUUGUUUACAUUGUGUUUACAGUUGUAAGAAUUAUAAAUAGUAAACAUAUUUAUUGCCUAAGAUAUAUAUAUAUAUAUAUAUGAAUUUAUGACGUGCAUUGUGUUAUCUCACAUUUUGAAUAUAUUGUUAUCACCCGUAUUGCUAUAUGGAAUGACUUGGGUAAAAAGGUAGUUUAAUAAUAACAAUUUUUAUGACUACUAAGUGACUGUUUUUUGUGCCUUUUCAUGGUUAGAAUGCAUGGUUAGCUCUAUUUAUUAUACAAUUCAGUCACUGAGAUGUGUAUUUUUGUAUUCUGAAUAAUACAUGGUUUCGCUUUUGUUGUACAAUUUGCAAGGUGCCUUAAAAGAGGCUACCUAAACAGUGCAUAUCUCUCUUCAAUAAAAAAAAAAAAAACA